This is a messenger RNA of Myiozetetes cayanensis, 4741 nucleotides long. It is a transcript of the gene DET1, whose product is annotated as DET1 partner of COP1 E3 ubiquitin ligase. NCBI's taxonomy places the organism in Eukaryota, Metazoa, Chordata, Aves, Passeriformes, Tyrannidae. Gene Ontology annotation, molecular function: ubiquitin protein ligase binding; ubiquitin-like ligase-substrate adaptor activity. The coding region runs from base 403 to 2058 and encodes 551 amino acids. The record is from RefSeq and is a predicted model, not a curated record. Gene Ontology annotation, cellular component: cullin-RING ubiquitin ligase complex; nucleus. Gene Ontology annotation, biological process: positive regulation of proteasomal ubiquitin-dependent protein catabolic process; protein ubiquitination. The transcript has 4 exons.
GGCCUGCUAUUUAUCAGGUCUGUGGAUUAUCCCUGGCUCCCUGGGCUCCCUCCGUUGCCUUGGUGCCCACCUGUGCCUGCCCCUCUUCCCGAUUCCCUCCCGGUGCCUCGCUGCGUGUUUUUCUCCAGCAGACAGACCUGCAGGUACCACCACCCCUCAGUGCACUGGGGUCACCUCUGGGCUCUCCUUGAUUUCCUGGUGCCUCCCGCUGAGAUCUCUCUCCCAGUUUCUCCCAGUGCUCUCCUGUGUUAUCUCCCUGCUCCCAAAGUCCAGCUGCCCCUUUAAGCCACCCCCCUGGGGUGCUGUGAGUCCAUGUGAGCAGGUCCCCUGAAUUCCACCCCGUGUGGUCCCAGAGCUCGUGUGCUGCUCCCCGCAGGGUGAGGAUGAGGUAGAACCCCGACCAUGGACCAUGAGGCCCCCACGAUCCGGCCCCGGCGCAUCCAGAACCAGAACGUCAUCCACCGCCUGGAGCGCCGCCGGAUCAGCUCCGGCAAGGCCGGCACCCACUGGCACCAGGUCCGCGUCUUCCACCAGAACGUCUUCCCCAACUUCACCGUGGUCAACGUGGAGAAGCCGCCCUGCUUCCUGCGCAAGUUCUCCCCCGACGGCCGCUACUUCAUCGCCUUCUCCUCCGACCAGACCUCCCUGGAGAUCUACGAGUACCAGGGCUGCCAGGCGGCCGAGGACCUGCUGCAGGGCUACGAGGGGGAGAUCCUGGCCAACGGCAGCGACCAGCGGGCCGUCAACAUCCGCGGGCGGCUCUUCGAGCGCUUCUUCGUGCUGCUGCACAUCACCAACGUGGCCUCCAACGGGGAGCACCUGAACCGCGAGUGCAGCCUGUUCACGGACGACUGCCGCUACGUGAUCGUGGGCUCGGCCGCCUACCUGCCCGAGGAGCCGCACCCGCCCUUCUUCGAGGUGUACCGCAACAGCGAGUCCGUGACGCCCAACCCGCGCUCCCCGCUCGAGGACUACUCCCUGCACAUCAUCGACCUCCACACGGGCCGCCUGUGCGACACGCGCGCCUUCAAGUGCGACAAGGUCAUCCUGUCGCACAACCAGGGGCUGUACCUCUACAAGAACAUCCUGGCCAUCCUCUCCGUGCAGCAGCAGACCAUCCACGUCUUCCAGGUGACGCCCGAGGGGACGUUCAUCGACGUGCGGACCAUCGGCCGCUUCUGCUACGAGGACGAUCUGCUGACCCUGUCUGCGGUGUACCCCGAGGUGCAGCGGGACACGCAGACAGGGAUGGCCAACCCCUACAAGGAGCCCUUCAUCAACUCCCUGAAGCACAGGCUGCUGGUGUACCUGUGGAGGAGGGCGGAGCAGGAUGGGAGCGCCAUAGCAAAGAGGAGGUUCUUCCAGUACUUUGACCAGCUGAGGCAGCUCCGCAUGUGGAAGAUGCAGCUCCUGGAUGAGAACCACCUCUUUAUCAAAUACACUAGUGAGGACGUGGUCACGCUGAGGGUGACGGAUCCUUCCCAGCCCUCGUUCUUCGUCGUGUACAACAUGGUGACCACGGAGGUUAUCGCCGUGUUCGAGAACACGUCCGACGAGCUGCUGGAGCUGUUUGAGAACUUCUGUGACCUCUUCAGGAAUGCCACCCUGCACAGUGAGGCUGUCCAGUUCCCCUGCUCAGCUUCCAGCAACAACUUUGCCAGGCAGAUCCAGCGCCGGUUCAAGGACACGAUCGUGAACGCCAAGUAUGGAGGGCACACGGAGGCCGUGCGGCGGCUGCUGGGGCAGCUCCCGAUCAGCGCCCAGUCCUACAGCGGCAGCCCCUACCUCGACCUCUCCCUGUUCAGCUACGAUGACAAGUGGGUGUCAGUCAUGGAGCGCCCCAAGACCUGUGGUGAUCACCCCAUAAGAUUUUACGCUCGUGAUUCUGGCCUCCUGAAGUUCGAGAUCCAGGCGGGACUCCUGGGGCGGCCCAUCAAUCACACCGUGCGGCGCCUGGUGGCCUUCACCUUCCACCCCUUCGAGCCCUUUGCCAUCUCGGUGCAGCGCACCAAUGCCGAGUACGUGGUGAACUUCCACAUGAGGCACAGCUGCACGUAGUGGGCCUCGCCAGCGGCUCUCCUUGGGUCUGGGCCUCUGCCACAGACGCGCCAAGGCCAGACACUCACACCUUCCGGGAACCCAAACCAUCGCUCGUGCCGAGAAACCUGACCAGGGAGCUCCUGCCGGUGGCAUCUCGCGGGGCACUCAGCUGAGGAAAGCUGAUCUGCUCCAGUUAAGGGUGUGGAUGUUUCUCCUGACCCUGAUUGUACUGUGAGGGUCCCACUGCAUUAAGCAGUCCUUCCUGCUCCUUCCCUAUCCCCAUGGAUGAACAAAGCGUAGCUGAAUUUUCCUUUCCUACUUUGUCAGAGAGAUGUCCAUUUUCUGUCCUGCUGCAGGACUUAGGGUGGCAGAGAUGGGGCUUUGCAUCACACCAGUGGAGCGCUCCCUUCUGCACUCUUACCUUGUCAAACAGCCUGUCAUAGGGGGAAUGGAUGGGAGCCCUGGGGAGGGCUUGGAUACAGCUGCCCCUGUUUGUAUCUUAAGUAUUGCUGGGGAAACGAGGUCCUGCUCUCAGUCCACACAAUCUGCUCACGUGAUUUUGAUAUGGAAGAGGUCAGGAAAAAAGGUGUGAGAAAUCAACUGAAAGACAUGAGGUUUGUUCCUGACUCUUAUGCAAGUCACUUAAUCUUUGUGCCUUAGUAUCUGUAAAAGCUCCUAAGUGAGAGAUGGUGUGUUAAUGCCAGCAAGUCAGGGCAGCUGGUUGUGUCUCUAAUGCACAAGGAGGUGGGUGCAGAAGGAAGAUGGGUGGCUGGGAAGGGUGUAGGGGAGCAACAGCAGCUCCUUGGUCACGUUAGAAGGACUUUUCUGCAGCAUGGGGUGAAUCUUCACGGCCAUCUGCAGCCCUGCUGCUGGGGGGAGAGGAGACCCAGCUGCUGGCGCUCCCCUGUGUGUUGGAGUAUGAACAUGGAAAAUUAGUAGCAUUUGGGUUUGCCCAGGAAGGAGGGAGGAGACCUGAAUUAAUGUUCACUGCUGCGGGUUUGCAGUUAGGAGAUGAGCUUGUUGACUUAGGUUGCUUACCUCUCCCUGUUUGAUACACUGUUCUCUGUGAGAACCCGGGUUGCUGUUCCCAGGCUUCAGAGCGCAGCUGGCCACUGUGUCGGGGCUGGCUGGACCACAGCAGUUUUUAUGCUGAUGAUAAAUUAAGCUCCUAGGUGUAAUUACCUGCCACCAUGGGCUGGUGAGGAUGCUGGCCUGCCCUUCUCUCUUAAAAAUGGAGGUUUUGGUUGUAGGCUAGCAUUUGGGGGUUUUUGCACAUGGGCUGAGUGCUGCCAGGCAGCACAACCAUCCCAACAUCACGAGGUGCUCUGUUGUAAGCUGGAGCCUGUUGUUGUCCCAUUCCUAUGGGAGGUACAGGGGAGGCAUUAGAAAAUUGGUGCUAAUACACAGGAAACCCUCUAAAGGACCCUGUGGGUGUCUUGUUUGGACCAAAAUGAGCUGUGGGUGAUGUAUUGUGGCCACAUACCUGUGAAGAGGAGUGAGAGAAUCAUGCAUUCAUUUUGCUGGUAAUGCACAGGAGAACUGUGUGGGUGUUGGUACCUGCUUAUGGCAUGAAUGAUGGACCUUGUAACUGAGGAUGCCCUGGGAUCCUUGAAUCAGCCUUUACUCUCUGCCUCAUGGUACUUCUUUGCUCUCCUGGCCUUGCUUAACAUAUUUCUAGGGAAAACAUUGCAUUUCACCACUCUUUUCCUGGUGUUUGCACUGCUGGUGUCUCAGGUCUGUCAGGAGUGACGGUGGGUCAGAACACUGCUAACAGAGGAGGUGUCAGGCCGUGCAUGCUUUAGCUGCAGGUUCCUCUCCAUCUAAUAACACUAUUUGUCAAGGUUUUAGGUUUUUAUCCUGUGAUCUGUUCCUCAAACAUUCAAUUAAAGCUCCAAGUGGAGAACCGUUUGCACACUGUAGAUCAUGGAUUUACCUCCUUUCUGCACCACUCUCACAGCUGUUCACACUUGAGUAUGAGACUUUUUUUUUCUUCUCCAAAGCUUUCAGCAGCUCCAUCUGAGAUUGGGUUUUCUCUUUGGUGUCACAGCCUCGGGAGGUUUGUCCUUACUAAAAUAGCUCCAUUUAGACUUUUUUUUUUUUUUUUUUUUCAGUGGCAAAAAUAUAAACUACUUCAGCAUUUCUGUAUUCGGGGCUUUUGCUAAAUUCAGGCUGCCCUGUGUGAAGCAGAGAGUGUGGCACAAAUUGUUGGACUUUAGGCUCAGAGACCAGAGAUCUGUUCUUAGCUCUGCUAUUAAAUUGUUCUGUGGCUGGGGGCAAAUCUCUUCCUGUUCCAGCUGGUGUUUUCUUCUACAUAAAUGAGGCCAAAAACAUAUUUUCAGUUUUUGUAAAACACUUUGAAAUUCAUGGAUAAAAAGUGCUGGAUAAGUGCUAAGUAUUUUCUUAUUAUGUUUGCAGACAAACUGAUCAUUCUGGGUACUAAUUGCCUUGGAGUAGCAUAGCAGAUCCUCUGGUCUUGGCUGCUGCAUUUUAUAUCUACAACAGAGUUAAUUUUGUUAUAGAAAUGUAUGGAAAGAAAAGUCUCUCAUGCUUGAAAUUUUGAUUCUUUUGUUUAAGAAACAAAAACUGUGUGUGUGUGUGUGGUGGGGAGGGUGGGAGGAAAGGGGAGAUAUUUUCUACCUGAUAUUUUUCUUAGGUUAGGGUAAAGAUUUGUUAGCAACACAAGACAAAAAUGGAAUAAACA